Messenger RNA from Cuscuta campestris, 1189 nucleotides. NCBI's taxonomy places the organism in Eukaryota, Viridiplantae, Streptophyta, Magnoliopsida, Solanales, Convolvulaceae. The record is from the annotation of a GenBank genome assembly.
AGUCAUAACAAGCAAACGUUGAAGCAGUACUAAUUCAUAAAGACUAAUGGCAUCCUCCCAAGUUCUUGAGUGUGAGGCAACCAUAAUUGGGGUUGAGCUGGCGGCAGCCAUCCCCGAUGAGGUGGUAGAUGUUGUUGUUCAUGAUGAAGUAGUAGUAGUUGUAGAAGAAGAACUAGAAGCAGAUAUUAUCAUUGAAGUUGAUGAUGAUGACGACGAUGAGGAAGAUAAUGAGAUCGUCCCUACUUGUGACACUUUGCAAACUGAAAUACAAGUGGAGGACGAGGAAGAUAAUGAGAUCGUCCCUACUCGUAACAGUUUGCAAACUGAAAUACAAAUGGAGGACGAGGAAGAAGAUGUCAUUGAAGAAGAAGAAGAAGAAGUAACAGCUGCAGAGCAUCCAGAACAAAGGAUCAGUGGCAUCAAGGGAGUUGGGGCGUUAGUGCUCCUCCAGCUUGUCUUCCAGAGCUUGGGAGUUGUUUAUGGAGACAUGGGGACUUCUCCCCUCUAUGCUUUUCCAAGCAUAUUUCCUAAGGGGAUUAGGCACGAGGAUGACAUCCUCGGGGUGUUGGGGUUAAUUUACUACACCCUCACCCUAAUUCCAUUGAUAAAAUAUGUUUGCAUUUAUCUCCAUGCAAACUAUAAUGGAGAAGGUGGGACAUUUGCUAUGUACAUGUUGGUAUGUGAGCAUGUCAAGUUAAGACGCUCGGCCAAAUGUAUAUUGUUUGGUGCCACCAUUAUUGGCACUUCUAUGGUCAUUUGCGAUGGUGUUCUUACGCCUUCAAUUUCAGUUUUGUCUGCAGUGGGAGGGAUCCAAGAGGCAACAACAAGGCUUAAGGAUGCUCCAAUUCGGUCUUCAGCCGGGCAGCGUAGUCUUCGUGACUAGUGCCUCCCGAGGAAAGUGAUUCCGAGGAUCCAGCUUCACAGCCCCGCCCGAAGACCUGGUUCUUGUUGUUCCCCACCACCUCGACGUACAACCCAAGGUCAUCUUCUAGUUCUUCCUCAGCAACAUCAUCAAGACUUAUAGAAUUGGACCCCGAUCUGGAUGCGGCUUACUUCUUUAGAAGGAGCUUCUCCUUGUAGUCUUUCUACAUAAAUCACAAUUUAAAGAACUAAUUAAAAUGUGAUUAAUUUUUUUUUGUAAACAAUAUUUACUAAUUGCAAUUCAAAUAAUUAAAUAACCUUGAUUUUA